CUGUGGUUCUAGCUAGCAAGCAGCCCUGCGUUGUUGGUGCAGAUGCCGUCUUGGCCAACAGACUGGUUAUAAAUGAAGAGAGACAGAAAUUUGUGUCUUCUGAAUUAAUUACACCGUCCCAAUUCAAGAAGCAUGGCUGAAUCCAGUAAUAACUACAGGCUGAUAAACAUGGAAGGGAAUAAACUCAAUCACUCACAGAGUUACCAAGAGAACACUUCAGCAGAGAUAAAAAGAAUGAAAAAACGAUUUCUCCAGAAAGAUGGAAGCUGCAAUGUGUACUUCAAACACAUCUUUGGGGAGUGGGAGAGCUAUGUGACUGAUAUUUUCACCACAUUAGUGGACAUCAAAUGGCGCCAUAUGUUUGUGAUCUUCUCAUUGUCCUACAUCCUUUCCUGGUUGUUCUUUGGCUUAGUGUUUUGGCUGAUUGCGCUCCAGCAUGGAGACUUAUCACCUGAUGAUGAAAAAACCCCUUGUGUUGAUAAUGUUCACAGUUUCACUGGGGCGUUCUUAUUCUCCCUAGAAACCCAGACAACCAUAGGCUAUGGAUCCCGUUGUGUCACUGAAGAAUGUUCUUCAGCAAUUCUGACAGUUGUCCUACAGUCAGUGUUAGGGUGUAUCAUUGACACAUUCAUCAUUGGAGCUGCGUUGGCAAAAAUGGCCACCGCCCGAAAGCGAGCUCAGACCAUCCGCUUCAGCUACUAUGCCACAAUAGGCUUAAGAGAUGGCAAACUCUGCUUGAUGUGGCGAGUAGGUGAUUUCCGACCUAAUCAUAUGGUAGAAGGCACAGUGAGAGCCCAGGUCUUGCGAUAUGUGGAAGAUAAAGUGGGGAGGAUGACAAUGGAAUACAAGGAUUUGAAACUACUAAAUGACCAGAUCAUUGUUGCUACGCCGGUGACAAUUGUACAUGAAAUUAACCAAGACAGCCCAUUGUAUGAUCUGGACAGGAAAACUCUGGCUAAAGACAACUUUGAGAUUCUGGUUACAUUUGUCUACACUGGAGAUUCAACCGGAACAUCACAUCAGUCAAGGAGUUCGUAUGUACCUAGAGAAAUACUUUGGGGGCACAGAUUUAAUGAUGUUUUGCAGAUGAAGAAGAAAUACUACAAAGUCAACUGCCUCCAGUUUGAAGAAACCACCGAGGUUUAUGCUCCCUAUUGCAGUGCCAAGCACCUAGAUACGAAGGAACAAGAAUACACAACUUUUGAAAAGGCAAAUGAUGGAGAACCUGGGACAUCGUCUUCAGGAGUCAGAGUCCGAUCAUGUAGUGCUGAUGCUUUCAUCAGCCAUUGCGAAAUUUCUGAAGGUUCACCCCAAAUGUCUAAGCAAGCUAAUGAAGCAGAGCUACCCUAUGAAAAAACUCUUGUGACUUUAAGCAGAAUCUCAAUGGAAUCCCAGAUCUAGAGAUCAACUGAAAUGGCAGCUGCCAAUUUUGACAAAGCUGCAGCAGUUUUCAAAUGCACAAGUUUUAACAAGUACUUAAUGACAUGAUCAUCAAAUGAUAAAAUGAACAACAGAUUCAUUCACUUCAUCCAGAUUUCACUCUAAGGGUCAGACGAGAGGUAACAGCAUCCUUGUGUCUGCCAUGGGACCAACACUGCCAUUUCAAAAUGAUUUUAAAAUGCUGCAUGCAGCGUGGUGGGGUGAGGCACUCAUAUCCUCUGCCCCAUGCCUUUUCAAGUGCCAAAAUGGCUACAUCCUCCUACGGCUGUUUCAGCCUAUUCAAGGGUGGGGGAACAAAAGAACCUCAGCCUGCAUUAUUGCAGGAUCAGGGUCUCAUGAAUUUGUAGACUACUUUAAAAUGGCAGCAGCAUCUUUGUUGCUGACACAAGGGUGCUUUCAUGUCUAGAUUGGCCCUACGUGGCACUCAUUUUCUGCAGAUGUCUUAAUAUUGCUAGAUUAUCCCUGUGACAAGUCACACAAUUUUGAAAAACAGUAACACUAUUCUCAAAACAAUAAUCAUCAGAUGCAUCACUGGAGAAUGUCUUAUUUGGUAGGAAUGUCAAAGUUGCCUUGCCACUGAAUUUAAGUUUAAACUGGCUCAUUCCUAUUGAAGCCUAUGAUUUAGACAGAACAUGGAAUUGUGUUUUGGAUCAAUUUAAAUCAUCUAUAUCCAAGGACGUGGAAUGGUAUACUAUGGCCUGAUCUCAUCAGAUAUUGGAAUCUAAGCAGGGUCGGUACUUGCUUGGUACCAUCAAGGAAAACUUUGCAGAGGAAGGCAAUGGAAACACCUCCACCCAACUUAAUCACUUGCCUUGAAAACCCUAUUGGGUUACCAUAGAUUGGCUGUGCCUUGACAGCAUGUUACAUGUGCACACACACAUAUCCAAGUACUGAAUAUAGAUAAUUUAAACUGGUCCCAAACACAGUACGAAGUAACAGAUUUGUGCAUUUCAGCAUAAUUCAUUUGGGUGCCUCUACAUCCAAACUACAUCCAACCCUACCCUCCCUUUAAAAGUUGGACUUCUGUAUGCUGGAUGCAUUUUGUUUUCUUUUAAAAAAUCAAAGUAAUCACUUUCUUUUGUGAAGAAAAUACUUGGGGUUCAGCCUAAAUAAUUAAAUAAAAAUGUUAU
This is a messenger RNA of Gekko japonicus, 2570 nucleotides long. It is a transcript of the gene KCNJ16, whose product is annotated as potassium channel, inwardly rectifying subfamily J, member 16. The record is from RefSeq and is a predicted model, not a curated record. The coding region runs from base 133 to 1401 and encodes 422 amino acids. Gene Ontology annotation, cellular component: plasma membrane. The transcript is spliced from 2 exons. Lineage: Eukaryota; Metazoa; Chordata; Lepidosauria; Squamata; Gekkonidae. Gene Ontology annotation, biological process: regulation of monoatomic ion transmembrane transport; potassium ion import across plasma membrane. Gene Ontology annotation, molecular function: inward rectifier potassium channel activity.